Sinocyclocheilus rhinocerous is the source of this 811-nucleotide messenger RNA. Its product is annotated as chymotrypsin-like protease CTRL-1. The transcript has 7 exons. Gene Ontology annotation, biological process: proteolysis. Gene Ontology annotation, molecular function: serine-type endopeptidase activity. NCBI's taxonomy places the organism in Eukaryota, Metazoa, Chordata, Actinopteri, Cypriniformes, Cyprinidae. The record is from RefSeq and is a predicted model, not a curated record. Bases 20 to 811 code for a protein of 263 amino acids.
UCACACACUCAUCUACAUCAUGACCUUCACCAUCUUCUCCAUCACCUGCCUUGCCCUGGUGGCCUCUGCUCUGGGUUGUGGAGUGCCUGCGAUUAAACCACAGACAAUCGGCAGCAGGAUUGUGAACGGACAGAAUGCUAUCUCUGGUUCUUGGCCUUGGCAGGUUUCUCUUCAGCUCCCCAAUAGUUUCCACUUCUGCGGAGGAUCCCUGAUCAACCAGAACUGGGUUCUCACUGCUGCCCAAUGCGCUGUCCUGGUUGACUAUCAUAGUGUCAUUCUUGGAGAACAUAAUCGUGGCUCCGAUGCUGAACCCAUCCAGGUCAAACUAGUUUCCAAGGUCAUCACCCAUCCGCUCUACAGCAGGGCAACCUUCAACAAUGACAUUGCUCUGCUGAAACUGUCGUCUCCAGUCACAUUUACUCCCCGUAUCUCUCCUGUAUGUCUGGCUCCAUCAAACACCAGCAUCCUGCCUGGAACCCGCUGCUUCACCACUGGCUGGGGCCAGACUGCCAGCACAAUGAGCCCUGAGGUCCUGCAGCAAACAGGCGUACCCAUCAUUAGUCCUGCUGUGUGCAGGCAGAUCUGGGGUCAGAACAGAAUCACUGAUACCAUGAUCUGUGCUGGAGCCUCCGGUUCCUCAUCUUGCCAGGGUGAUUCUGGUGGUCCUCUGGUGUGUGAGAGUUCAGGGGUCUGGACUCUGGUGGGCUCUGUGUCCUGGGAAACAAGCACUUGUGACACCCGUUUUCCUGCAGUCUACGCCCGCAUCUCCCAACUGCGCUCCUGGAUCGACAUGACUAUUGCUUCCAACUAG